CAAGGAGGCUGCUGGAAAGGAAGGCAAGGCGCCACCUCCGCCGCCGCCACCAUCCCGCAGCAGCGGCGGCGGGGGCGGUGCUGGCCGCAAAGACGCCGCCAAGGACCCCAUGUGGUCGUUCAAGAUAAACUUUGGCGGGCCAGGAAUGAAGGGCAAGCCCGGCGACCAGGGCAGCAGCGAGCAGGCGCGCAUGGUGCUGUACGUGGUGGCCGGCUGCACGGUGGUGGCGCUGGGCGCCGCCAUGUACGACGUCGGCUACAAGGAGAUCACGUGGAAGGAGUUCUCCAACAGCUAUUUGGGCCGCGGCAUGGUUGACAAGCUGGAGGUUGUCAACAAGAAGUGGGUGCGCGUGCGGCUACAGCCUGGCAGCAACAUCGAGGGAGCCACGACGCUGUGGUUCAACAUCGGCUCGGUGGACGCGUUCGAGCGCAAUCUGGAGAACGUGCAAGCCGAGAUGAGCAUCGAGCCUCCCAACUACGUGCCGGUCGUCUACAAGCAGGAGCUGGAGGCCAGCAGCGUACUCAGCUUCCUACCCACGCUGCUCAUACUCGGCUUCGCCGUCUAUAUGUUUCGACGGGGUGCGACCAUGAUGGGCGGCGGCGGCGGCGCCGGCGGCAAGCGCGGUGGCGGCCUGUUUGGCGGCGUCAUGGAGUCCACGGCCAAGCUGAUCAACCCGGAAGAGAUCGGCGUCAGUUUCAGGGAUGUCGCUGGAUGUGAAGAGGCCAAGGUUGAGAUAAUGGAGUUUGUCAACUUCCUGAAGCACCCGCAGCAGUAUAUGGAGCUGGGAGCCAAAAUUCCCAAGGGAGCCAUGCUCACAGGCCCUCCUGGUACGGGUAAGACGCUGCUGGCCAAGGCGACGGCUGGCGAGGCUGCUGUGCCCUUCAUCAGCGUCUCAGGCUCCGAGUUCCUCGAGAUGUUCGUCGGUGUCGGCCCCUCCCGGGUGCGCGACAUGUUCGCCCAAGCUCGCAAGCACGCGCCGUGCAUCCUCUUCAUCGACGAGAUUGACGCGGUGGGCCGGAAGCGAGGCGGCCGCAGCCUGGGCGGCGCCUCCGAGCAGGAGAACACGCUCAACCAGCUGCUGGUGGAGAUGGACGGUUUCAACACGACCACCAACGUGGUGGUGCUGGCGGACAACCGGGUGGACAUCCUGGACAGCGCGCUCAUGAGGCCCGGCAGAUUCGACCGGCAGAUAUAUGUGCCGGCGCCCGACAUCAAGGGCAGGGCGUCCAUCUUCAAGGUGCACCUGAAGGAGCUGAAGACGGAGCUGGACAAGCAGGAGCUGGCCCGCAAGAUGGCCGCGCUGACGCCCGGCUUCACCGGUGCCGACAUCGCCAACGUGUGCAACGAGGCGGCGCUGAUCGCCGCUCGCGACCUCAACGACAGCAUCGUGCUCAAGCACUUCGAGCAAGCCAUCGAGCGCGUGGUGGCCGGCAUGGAGAAGAAGACGCAGUGGCUGACGCCGGACGAGAAGCGCACGGUGGCGUACCACGAGGCCGGGCACGCCGUGGCCGGCUGGUUCCUCGAGCAUGCGGACCCGCUGCUCAAGGUAUCCAUCAUCCCGCGCGGCAAGGGCCUGGGCUACGCGCAGUACCUGCGGGAGCAGUAUCUCUACACCAAGGAGCAGCUGCUGGACCGCAUGUGCAUGACCCUGGGCGGCCGCGUGUCCGAGCACAUCUUCUUCAACCGCAUCACCACCGGCGCGCAGGACGACCUCAAGAAGGUCACGCAGAGCGCUUACGCCCAGGUGACCCAGUUCGGCAUGAACGAGCGGGUGGGCAACGUCAGCUUCGAGAUGCCACAGCCGGGCGACAUGGUGAUCGACAAGCCGUACUCGGAGGAGACGGCGCAGCUGAUCGACAGCGAGGUGCGCUCCAUCAUCUCCAGCGCCUUCGACAAGACGAUGGCGCUGCUCACCAAGCACAAGGACGACGUCGAGAAGGUGGCGCUGCGUCUCCUCCAGAAGGAGAUCCUGGCGCGAGACGACAUGAUCGAACUCCUCGGGCCGCGCCCCUUCAAGGAGAAGUCCACCUACGAGGAGUUCGUCGAGGGCACCGGCUCGUUCGAGGAGGACACCCAGCUGCCCAAGGGGCUGCAGGACUGGAACCGGGAGCGGGAGCCGCCCCGGCCCCAGUCGAGCAGCUCGUGAGGAG
Messenger RNA from Pollicipes pollicipes, 2150 nucleotides. Its product is annotated as AFG3-like protein 2. Gene Ontology annotation, cellular component: m-AAA complex; membrane. The record is from RefSeq and is a predicted model, not a curated record. Gene Ontology annotation, molecular function: ATP-dependent peptidase activity; ATP hydrolysis activity; metalloendopeptidase activity. NCBI's taxonomy places the organism in Eukaryota, Metazoa, Arthropoda, Thecostraca, Pollicipedomorpha, Pollicipedidae. Gene Ontology annotation, biological process: mitochondrial protein processing.